AUCGAGUCUGACUCCUUGGCUCCUUUAGCCUCCAGCCUAUCUCCCAGCAACUACGAUCUCGACCUCAACGCACACCUCUCGGUCGAUGCCCUCUACCCCGUCGUCCCAACGGUCUACAGCACGCCGACGCCGCCCGUCCUGCCAAUCCACGGCCUGCCCGGCAGCCAGGAUAUGCAGUUCUCCCAGCCAACGCCGGUGUCGCGGAAGCGAACUUUCGAUACCUAUACCUUUUACGACUUUGUCAACGACGUCGAAAACGGCCAGAUUAGCGCCUGCUACGACGACGACAUGGCCUUGCGUCUCGAUGCUCUCUGCCACAGCUUGAGCCCAAGCACACCGGUAACCAACAUGGGCUCGAAUCCCUCGCAGCCUCCCGGUGCCUUUGGCUCAAAUAUGGUCUCGUUCCUGGACACCCUCAACUCGGACCUGUACUCGAGCACGCGCCAGACAUUUGGCUCCCAGAUCGCACUCCCCAUCCAACAGGGAUUCGCUUUCCAGUUCCAGAGCACCGACCCAAUGCUCUCGACCGACCCGCUGCAGUCCGACCCUCUCUUUGGCCUUUUCCCAAGCUCUUCCUCCUCCUUCAAUGGCGACAUUGCGCUGCACGACCAAGCCUUGCCAGUAGCCACGACGGGCCUGUCUCUGCCGCCAAUCGGGGCAGCCUCGCAGCCGAUCUCGCCGUACAACCCGGAUCUGGAUGGCGCAUCGCCAUACAACCCGGAUCUCACGUUGCACUUUGUCACGAUCGCACAGAGCGCCCCCGCUUCUACGAGCACCAAGAUCGAGCCCGCAAAGUCGCUGACAGAAUCAGAUCUCGCUGCCGCCGACUCCACCGCUGCCGCCGCUGCCCCAACGACAGCUCCGAGUGCCCAAAGCUCCGCAGGGUCGCCUGGCAACGAUGGUAUGGCUCAGCUGCUGGCUGCCGUUGGUCAAAUGUCGGUCAAGGACAGCCAGCAGGAUGACGAGUCGCCCGUCGAUGCCGCUCUCAAUGUACGGAAGCGGCACGCUGCCCUGCUCAGAUAUCUGAUCCAGUAUGUCAGCAACAAGAGCAAGGUUGCGGCCUGCUGAAGCCGAAAGCCGUCAAUGCUCGCUGGCGUCGGUGCCCACUUGGGGUCACUUCCACCAUCCAUACCGCCCACUCGCGCCUCUUCCCACCAAUG
Polychytrium aggregatum is the source of this 1160-nucleotide messenger RNA. RefSeq lists its product as uncharacterized. NCBI's taxonomy places the organism in Eukaryota, Fungi, Chytridiomycota, Chytridiomycetes, Polychytriales. Bases 172 to 1068 code for a protein of 298 amino acids. The transcript is spliced from 2 exons. The record is from RefSeq and is a predicted model, not a curated record.